Messenger RNA from Lontra canadensis (Northern American river otter), 1284 nucleotides. RefSeq names its product MAX dimerization protein 1 (gene MXD1). NCBI's taxonomy places the organism in Eukaryota, Metazoa, Chordata, Mammalia, Carnivora, Mustelidae. The transcript has 6 exons. Gene Ontology annotation, molecular function: DNA-binding transcription factor activity, RNA polymerase II-specific; protein dimerization activity; RNA polymerase II cis-regulatory region sequence-specific DNA binding. Bases 53 to 718 code for a protein of 221 amino acids. Gene Ontology annotation, biological process: negative regulation of transcription by RNA polymerase II. The record is from RefSeq and is a predicted model, not a curated record.
CGAGCCCGUGGGCAGUGGGGGUUGGUCCCGUGGCUCCGGCCCCCGGUGCAGAAUGGCGGCGGCGGUUCGGAUGAACAUCCAGAUGCUGCUGGAGGCGGCUGACUACCUGGAGCGGCGGGAGAGAGAAGCUGAACAUGGUUAUGCCUCCAUGUUACCAUACAAUAACAAGGACAGAGAUGCCUUAAAACGGAGGAACAAAUCCAAGAAGAAUAACAGCAGUAGCAGAUCAACUCACAAUGAAAUGGAGAAGAAUAGGCGGGCCCAUCUUCGCUUGUGCCUGGAGAAGUUGAAGGGGCUGGUUCCGCUUGGGCCCGAGUCGAACCGACACACUACGUUGAGUUUGUUGACAAAAGCCAAAUUGCACAUAAAGAAACUUGAAGAUUGUGACAGAAAAGCCAUUCACCAAAUAGACCAGCUUCAGCGAGAGCAGCGGCACCUGAAGCGGCAGCUGGAGAAGCUGGGCAUCGAGAGGAUACGGAUGGACAGCAUUGGCUCCACGGUCUCCUCGGAGCGCUCGGACUCCGACAGGGAAGAGAUCGACGUGGACGUUGAAAGCACAGACUAUCUCACGGGUGACUUGGACUGGAGCAGCAGCAGCGUGAGCGACUCGGACGAGCGGGGCAGCAUGCAGAGCCUGGGCAGUGACGAGGGCUACUCCAGCUCCAGCAUGAAGAGAAUAAAGCUCCAGGACAAUCACAAGACGUGUCUGGGCCUCUGAGAGCGCAGGGUCGCCGCGGCUGCCUCCCGGAGGGCUCUGCCGGCCGAGCGGAUUAGGUAGCGUAUCAGACCCAACCCACAGUCCCCUUGCACGUCAGCCUCCGUGUACCACCUGUACCAGAACCAGCUCUGUAAACGUUUUCCAGGAAGUGCUUAGGAUGGUGGGUUUCUGAUUGCAUCCACUAGUUUCUCUUUCUCUCCAUAAAAAUCCGUCUGCCAGACUGUACAUUCCAAUCACUCUGAAGCACCCAAGAAUUCUCAGACCGAAUAAGCAACUUUCACCACCCAGCACUCUCCCCCACCUUAUUUACUGUCCCCGGGUAGUCUAGCAUACCUGUCUUAAAGUUUUCUGGCUAUGUUACUCACCUAGCAGGAAUGUCCGAAUGUGUCUUGUGCUUAGGAAAUGGAAGGAAACAAACUUUUAAAGUUGAGAUCCUGAUCUCAGAACUCCACAGUAAGCUUUGAAAGCGGCAUUUAAGAGCACUUCACCGUGGACCUCACCCCAGUGAGGAGUCAGGAACACCUCCAGAAAACACACCCUUCACCCACCCCCCCUUGCUCACCCUG